Molecule: messenger RNA, 1053 nt
Organism: Fraxinus pennsylvanica
Lineage: Eukaryota; Viridiplantae; Streptophyta; Magnoliopsida; Lamiales; Oleaceae
Source: the annotation of a GenBank genome assembly
AUGGAAUUGGGUGAGAGUGCAAAGAGUUUCAACUUGGAGACUGUUGUCUGCAACCAUGGCUUUUUCAUGAUGGCUCCAAAUUACUGGAUUCCCACAACAAAAACCCUUAUGCGUGUCUUACGACUCUCAGACUCCAUCACCUGUGUAAUUGUCUCUAUUUCACACCCUUCGAAUCGAAACUUUCUUCAAGUUGAAGUUCAUGGAAUGGAUCAACUCUCUUCUCUAGACAAAGAUGCUAUUCUGUCUCAAGUGGGAAGGAUGCUACGAAUAUCUGCCCAAGAUGAACGUGAUAUGGAAGAAUUUCACAAAGUUAAUCCACAAGCGAAGAAUAAAUGUUUUGGCCGACUUUUCCGUUCCCCAACUUUGUUCGAAGAUGUCAUCAAGUCAAUUCUCCUUUGUAAUUGUCCAUGGAUAAGGUCAUUGCAAAUGGCUCAGGCACUUUGUGAUCUUCAAUUGAAAUUGUCUUCUAAAGGUUCUGUCAGGAAAGAAUCGAAGAGAAAGCGAGCCAGUUUUGAUGACAAAAAACACUGUCCAAAUUCCAUAGCUUUUGACAGAAAUACUCAAAUUCCAUCAGGAAACUUUCCAAGUCCAAAAGAACUUUCCUCUGUGAAUGAGAAGACAUUAAAUCAACACUGUAAUUUGGGAUACAGGGCUUCUCAUAUUCUACGACUAGCCCAAAAGAUCGAAAAUGGAACAAUAAAACUAAGGGCUUUCGAAGAGGGUUAUGAUUUGCUGUCGACUGAUAAAUUGUACUACAAACUACUGAAGAUAAAAGGGUUUGGUCCCUUUGCUUGUGCAAAUAUUAUGAUGUGCAUUGGAUUCUACCAAAAGAUUCCUGUUGAUACAGAAACUAUCAAACAUUUGAAAGAGGUACAUGGGAUGAAAUUGCUAACCAAAAGAGAGACCAAUGUACAAAUUUAUGACAAGAUGGAGCGCGUUGACUACUAUGAAAAAAGGUUUGGAAAGCUAAGUGAGUUGCCACCCUCGAAUUAUGGAAACGUCACUGGAAGCUAUAUUGAAACUCAUGAUUCUGAACGAAGAAUUAAAGAAUAA